CUUGAUUUCUUGGGCUGGGGAAAAGUGUCUUAAAGAAUGUUGGUUGAGGAAAUUUCGGGUCGGGAAGAUACACUUCUGUUAUUAUUGCUAGAGCAAUGCUGCACAAUUCUAUUUUCUCUGACUUUUUCCUUACUAUAAAUCAUUGUGAUAAAUUUUCCACUGUUAGGCUGUUCUAAAGUUUCCAUUGAGGGUUUAUUAUUUUUUUUGAAAGAGCAUUGACACAUCUACUUAUAUGCACUCUCUAUAUAUAGUGGUUAAAAGUUAAAUAAUAUUCAUGCCUGCUAUACCUCAGAUAUAAAGAUACUUACCAUGAAUGCAGAACUGAGGAUAAUUCAAAAGGCAGCAUCAUGGUCCUAAAUUAUUAGAAAUAAAAAAAAUAGUCAUAGACAUCUUAAUACUUGUGUGAUCACUGCAAUGUACAGGAAAAAACUUACAGAAGUCUACUGUGGGUGCUACUUCAGACAAUUUGCCAAAAACCAUUCACUAUGUGUUUGGAAAGAAACCAAGUGCAUAGUUUUUCUCCUUAGUGUCUGUUUCGAUGUAUUGUAUUUGUCAAGCAGGCUUUGUAAGUAUCGAUAUGUAUGAGACUAAUUUCUACUUCUUCUCUGCAAUAUGUUGUUGAAGUUAGUUGACAUUACUUGUAAAGCCAGUUGUGUUUUCCCAGUUAAAUUCUGAAUUAACUUCUUUUCAGGAGCAGGAGCUGAAGAGACAUGUCUGAGCAAGUCCUUUUAGCAGUGGCAGUAGCAUGUACACAGACAUUUCUUGUCAUGCUUUUGAUCUGGAACUAUUCACUUAGUUACAGAGGAAGCUUGCUUUUUCUUUUCCCCCUCCAGAACAUUGAGUCAAUCAAUACUAAGAAUGCAUUGGGUAGAUAUUUUUACAGAUUGUUCAACAAACAUACCCAUCCUUUUUAGAGAGAGUAUUUUGUUUUUGUGGCUAGCAUUUUACGAACUUUUAGUGAAAAAAUACAUGCUUAAAGGUUUGCAUUUUCAACUUUUCAUAUAAUGCAUUGGCUGUGCUAGGUAUUAGAUUUUUGUUUAUAUCUGCCACAUGCUCCCAAUGGAUCUUGUUUUUCAACACAGUGUCACCAGCUUGUGUUCUUCCAAAAGCUGUACUGCAACUGUGAAUGCCUUAUGUAAAUUACCCUUUCCAAUGUUCUGACCAUUUUUUAGAAGCAUAACGUACUGUCUGUCACUCUUAAUGAGAUAAGGCCAUAUCCUUUUCAGCAACCGUGGGGUGCAGAGGGAGUAGAUUUGUAAAGAAAAGGUUUCGUGCUGAGGACUUGAAGUUUUUCUUACAUUUUGAGAGGUGUUUUUUUCAGACUACAGUUGUUUGAUCCCUUGGAGGGCACUACAUUAACAAUUGUGGUUUAGCAGGUAUGCUCUGGAAGAGCAGUCUUUCAGUUACGUAUUGUUUGAAGAGAAUCAGGUUUGCCUGUGCCAAGACCAAUCUGGGAUGCAAACCAAAGCCUAGGAAAUAUAGAAAAUCAUACUGGUUUCCAGAUGCACUUGCUGCUUUUUAGCUCCUUCUAUACCUUUUCUACUGAACCUUUAUUUUGUGAUUUAUUGCUGUGUUUGUUUUUUCAUAGCAAGUGUCUCUGUACUCAGUCUGUACCCCUUCUAGAGUCGUAGGGAUUGCAAGAAGUUUGCAAAUUACUUUUUUAAGUGGAAAUAGUCAUUACAUUUUUAGAACAGCGGAUCAGAUAGUGUUCUGUACUACUGUUGUGUAUACUACUUGUAGUACAAACAUUGGGAGUGUUGAGUUUUGCUGCUUGGAAUGUCAGUCAUAAUAAGCACUGUCAAGUGGGUAACUUUAUAAAUACUUUUAUUUUUUUCUACUCCCUUUUUAUGUAUCUUUUUUCCACUCCCAUACCUUCUAUUUUAGGGUGUUCAUUUAAUGUUUUUAAAAGAGAAUCUCCAUCACUUUCUAGUGUGCUCAUGCUUCCCAUUAUGUUUGUUCUGAAAUUUAAGACUAUUUUUCUUAGGAGGAUCCUUAAAGGAGCUUUGUUAUGCCACAGCAUAUUGCUUAAUAGCGUAGGCUCAGAAAUAUUAAUGAUUCAGACACUUUAUUCUAAAACAGUUUUGCUCUCUGAAUCACUGUGUUAGGCUUUUAUUUCUAAGCAAAAAAACCCAAAACAACCAUAUAUGAAUCCGUUGGCACUAAAUAUGUCUGUAGAAGCCCAGUUGGAGAUAAUGCUAUCUCUAGUGUAGUUUUUAGUGAUGAGUGUUCAGUUCCUUCAUUAUUUUCUUUAUGGAUUGAACUACUAAAGCCUUUGUUUACAGUAUCUAGAAGCAUAAGGAAAACUUAGUGAAAGACUUGAGAUAAAGCUUUGAGUUGAAAAGGUCCUUUAAGAUACUGAAUAGAGGCAGAAGAAGAUACCAUGGUUCUUUACCCUUCAAAUAAACUUAUAUGUUCUAAAGACAUGAGUAUUUUUUGAUAGAGAAAUUGAAAGCAGAAUUUAGAACAGAAUUGCUUUGCAUCUUGCCUACAGAAAAUUGAUAGGGGUGAGUGUUGCACUUGUUUUACUUGUGUCACAUAAGGAAAAAAUUAAUCAGACAGUUUGGUGAAUGGCAUAAAAUAUUUUGACAUUUUUGAACAUUAUCAGAAGCAGUCUCUAUUCACUGUUUACUUUAAGUGUGAAUUAUUUAAUGUUUUAAAAGAUGGAUUUCCCUGUAAUUUGUUACAUCUUAAAGUUGGUGAGUAUACAGAAGACAAUUCUAGGAUCUUGUUUUUUCAGGGCUGACUCCAGGUGCUUGUAUGGGAUCUACAUUAUUGUAAAAUGCUGAGUCAUCUGCUACUUUAAAAGUACUCUCAUUUCAUAUGUGUCAGCUUGAGCACUUGGAAUCCUCACUUUCAUGAAUUCUGGCCCAGUUUUCUGUUCAAUAUUAAUUUAUCAUGUGCUCUGGCUUAUUACAUUUGUAAAGAUAUUACAUCUUUAUUGAAAGAUUCUUUUUUCUAAGGAACUUGUUUGUGUUGUAGUUUGAGAGAGAGACAGUAGUGAAACAGUAGUUUUGAACAGACUAGCUAGGAAUCUAUGUGGUUAACACCAUGUAUGUUAAAUGUAUAUGUAUUAAAUGCUGACAACACUGUUGUGCAGUUCCUUCUGCCAGUUCUUUUCUUGUAAAUCGCUACAGGAUUAAAACUGAUAGGAGUCCUCUCAGGGCUAUUCAGAAGCCAAGCCUCAAGUAAAAAUCAAACACCCUGAGGAGUUGAGCAGAUAGUUAGAAGGACAGUGUGAUAUGCUUCCUUGAACAUGCCUUUAAAUAAAUGAAUAUCUGAAAUAUUUUAAUUGAGAGAAAAUAGGAAGUUUAAUUUGGGCCCUUGCUACAGUAAAUGAUGUAUCAGAUUUUGAUGCAAUAUUAUUGGUGGCUUUUAUGAGUUUUACAGAAAUUAAGGAAAAUAUUUAAUUUAGAUGCUUGUUUUAGACAUCCUGAGGAUAAUAAUAGUCUCUAAUAUUUGUGUUGCUGUUUGCAACAUUUAUUUCAAUUCUUCUUGCAUACCAUGGAGACUUACUUAGGAUAAUUAGGGUGUAAAAGACAAUCUUUUUUGUCUGUAUUUUAUGUUUGGCUUCCUUUGCUGAGUUUUUGAGCUCUGGGCUCAGUAGACAAUUGUGUCUCUUAGUAACUUCUUUACAGUUCACGUUGUCAUGAGAAUAUGUGAUAGCAAAGAUAUCAGAAUUUGUUUUAAUUAUGAGGACAAGUACACAACUUACUUGCAUUAAACUAUAACUCAGUAUGCAAAUAAAUUAUUUUUCAAGCUUUUCCAUACUGGUGUCAUUUUCCAGUGUUAAUAGUUCUUCCCAUGUUGUUAACAUGGUCAACAAAAGAUGAACUAUUAACAAACUUUGCAAAUGUUAAUAAUGUACAUAAUAGCACUACACCUACUGAACUGAAUAUUCUUAUAUACAAAUACUGUAUAUUUUGCAUUAUUUUAUUACAUGGAAACUGUAAUAUGAAGGCAUUUAACUUUUCAUACUGUGUGCAGAGUUUAAGUUGCUGGAAUUGGAGGAUUUUUAAUGAAGACAAGCUGGAAGAGUUGCACAGGAUCAAAUACAAGCCAUUUCCUUUAGGUUGGUUCAGUCAACUGUUAAAAAAAUGCUAAAUUUGAAUGAAGGUAGAGGCACUUGAAAUUAAAUUGUUGCUCUAAUUUUAUUGCUGCUUCAAUCUCUUGACACUUUCAAAUAUUAUAUAACCCUGUCUUGCUAGUUUAGUUUAGAUUCUGUGCUUGAUUCUAGAAGAGCUUGAUUACAGGUAAUUAGUGAUCUUUUCCCACUUGUAGGCAUGCCAGCUUACUCAUGAAACUUUCUACACAGUAAUGGGAUUUUGUGUUUCUUCUCAAUGUUUUUGCUUGUUUGGUGGUUUCCUUUACAUUAACUGUUGACAUUCAUUGCCAAAGUCUUUACCUUUAGAAGUCCUUCCCUAGCAAUUGGAAAGUUAUCUCCUUCCACUAACAUAUGAUUUUCCUGCUUCCCCUCAUUCCCCAAUCACAGGAAUAAUAGGGUAGUUUAUUAGUGUAGACUACCGUCAUAGAUUUCUCUGGUUUCACGUCCUACUUGCUUAGUAUGAUACUGAGGGAGAUGUCAUGUUUUGUAGUAGAGAAAACAGCUUUGUCACGCAACAGCUUCUUGAGGUAACAGUAUGCCAAAAGCAUGUCACUCUGUGUAGACUGUUUCAUUAGAUUCUAGUCCCUUACCCGCUUUUUCCAAAUCUUUUUAGCAAAAAAAUGGUCACCACAAGUUUAGUGUGUUCUCUAGCCUAAUUGAAACAGUUACUAUGUUGACAUACUGUUCACAUUUUGCACACUUUAAAACUCUGCUGCUUGUCUGUUGCAUUUAAAUAUUUUCAUUUUCAUCUGUGGCAAAUGAGCGCUGGUUUUAUCUGACAGUUCUAUAUCAGUUGUCUUAUGGCAGCUAUUGUGAUUAAUUUCAAUAUGUUAAGUAUUUUAUGGAUUUUUUUUCCAGACUUGUUAGUUUGAAACCAAGAUAAUUUUCAGGCUCUCUUCAUACUAAGCAGCUGGAAAUCAUAUCACCUGUUAUUCAUAUUUUCCUGUCUGUACACCUGUAAGCUCUGGUGGGCAACAAAUGUCAUGUCCUCAGAUACAUAUUUUCUUCUUAAUUUCUGCUAAGGUAUUAUUUGCUAUUUAUACCUUUUCUCAUCUGAGACUAGCAAUAUAUUUUGUUCCACACAAUAAGCUCAAAAGAUAAAAUACACCAGGUGAUCACCAUUUAUGAGACUUUAUAAUGAAAAUUAUUUUUUCCGUCACUGUGAUUAUCAUGGUAAUUUUUUUUUAUUGUUAGAUAUGUAACAAUGAGAUAGAGAUGACUUUCUUCUGACUAACAUAAAUUAGUUUUUAAAGCCUCUGCUAUAAACUGUGCCUUUAAGAGUGCUCUGAAUGAGGAAGAAGAAAGAUUUGUACAUGGUAGGGGAAAAGACACUUUCAGGAAUAAGGAACAGCUGAAAACAUUUUAAGAAAUGAAAGCAGUCUUGUGUUCAUUGUUGUUUCUUGAAGGCAAUGAUGAUAAAAGAAGGGAGAAUAGUGGAGGGAUAUUUACUUUGAUGAAAGUAUUCCUUGGAAAUGUUGCUCAUUACUUACCAGAGAUUGCCAGUAACAAUGGAAUUACUGGGAGAUAAUUAUCCAGGGGUGCUUAUAAGCAUGAGAUGAAAUUUGUAAUGUUGGUUGGGAUGUAGUGCUUUUUGCUUUGAUUGAAGUCUAGCAAAUCUCUUCUGAUAAAUGUAUAUGUUAACUGUAAGAGAUUGUCCUACUGCAGCUGAAAAAUUUGUGAAGAUGUUCAGCAUUGUAGUCUUUUAUUUGAUAAAUACACAUAAGAGCUAUGAAGCCACUCCCAUUCCCAGAAGCUCAAGUGCUACCAAAGGAUUAAGAGAAGAUUCUGAUCUCUACAUCAACUUAUGUUCUUUGUAAUACAACACACUGUAUAUAAACACAGCAUUAUGUAACUGAUCUUGCAUUUUUCAGCAGACACCAUAAAUAGUAAUGUGAAUUAAUAGUAUAUGAUUGAAAUUCAUGUGUUUUUGAAGGAAUACUUUUUGUAAACAUGGGUUUCUUUAAUAUCUUGCCUUCAGUUGGCUAGUAUGUUUCAGUAGAAGAACUUCAGGAAAAUAUGAACAUUGCCAUCAUUAAUUUUUAGAAGUGACUCAUGUGGUUCUUUAGUAACAAAAAUUCGCCUCUAAAUGCAAAAACACAUAAUGACUUUCUUGUGUUUGAUUGUGUUUGGUUGCUAAUGAGGCCCACUUAAGUUCUGGUAUGGGAAAGGGGCAUUUAAAGGAAAAAUGACACACUCUUACAUUUGUGUAUUUUGUGAUUAAGGAAACUGGUAUAUUUGCCUAGAAGGAUGGCAUUUCUCCAAAUAGUAAGGGUUCUUGUAACAGGGAGCAGGGUAAAGUUGACAGUUGAAUGUCCAUUCUGCAUGACAAUAAAAUGAGUGGUUUAUGAGUCAGUGACUCAAGGUAGGAAGAAAUGGUUUCUGUAUGCUUUUUCAGUAAUGAAUACAUGUUAAAUAAUUUAUGGCAUUAUCACACUUGGACUUUUUGGUAGGGCCUCUUGCAGUAUUACAAGGGGUAAUGGUUUUACUGAGGAGAAUUGGUAUAGAUUAGGUAUGUUUUUACAGUGAGGGUGGUGAGACACUGGCACAGGUUGCCCAGAGGAGUGGUGGAUGCCCCAUUGCUGGAAACAUCUGAUGGCAAGUUGGACAGGGCUCAGAACAACCUGAUGCAGUUGAAGAUGUCCCUGUUCAUUGCAGAGGGUUUGACCUGAUGACUUUUAAAAGGUCCCUUCCAACUCAAACUAACCUAUCAAGUUAAUAACUAAACAGUUCACCGUAUAAUAAGAGCCUAUUGAGGAUUCAGCAAUUUACUUUCGUAAAGAACAGGGGAAGAUGUCAGAAGGUCACGUACCAGAAGUAUCUGUGUGUAUAAGAAAUUACAGAUGACUUGAUAUUAAGUCAUAAAACAGGUACUUGUUUUCAAGAAAUACAAUGGAUGACACGCAGAAAGUUUCUAACAGCUCUUGCAAUGAUGGAUUUCUACUUAGAAUGGGCCUUAAUGAUAACAAAGCUGGAAUGGAGGGUUUGGAUAAGGAGAAGAUCAAUAAAAUCAUCAUGGAAGCUACCAAGGGGUCUAAAUUUUAUGAAAAUGAACUUAAGAAAGAUCAACAAGUUAACCAACGAAUUGAAAAAAUGAUGCAGCUGAAAGAGAAAAUUACAGCACAACAGCUCUUGAAAGCACAGAUGCAGGUGGACAAACUUGUGAUAGAACUGGAACAGAACCGUAACCUUAGCAGUACAAUUGUACACAUUGACAUGGAUGCCUUCUAUGCAGCUGUGGAAAUGAGAGACAAUCCAGAGCUGAAGGAAAAACCUAUAGCAGUGGGAUCAAUGAGUAUGUUGUCCACCUCAAAUUACCAUGCUAGAAGAUUCGGGGUGCGUGCAGCCAUGCCAGGAUUUAUUGCUAAAAGGUUAUGUCCACAUCUAACUAUAGUACCACUAAACUUUGAAAAAUACGGCAAAGUGAGUAGAGAGGUUAGAGAAAUACUGGCUGAAUAUGAUCCCAAUUUUAUGCCUAUGGGCCUAGAUGAAGCCUACCUGAACAUAACAGAACACUUGGAGGAAAGGCUGAACUGGCCUGAAGAUAGAAGAAGGUUCUUUUUUAAUACAGAAAGCACUACAGGAAUAGAUAAAGAUUGUAUGAAUGUGUCUGCCAAAUUUAAUGAAGGUGAAGUCUCUUCUUCACCAGUACUGUUUGAAGACAACUCAUCUCUGAUGGAUGGCGAACAUGAACAAAGAGGUCUAUCAGUGGAAAACUCAGUUGUCUUUGGAACUUCUGCAGAGGAAGUUGUGAAGGAAAUUCGCUUUAGGAUUGAGCAGAAAACUCAACUGACUGCUAGUGCAGGAAUAGCACCAAAUACAAUGUUAGCAAAAAUGUGCAGUGAUCGUAAUAAGCCUAACGGCCAAUACAGAAUUUCUCCUGAGAGACUAGCAGUGCUAGACUUCUUAAAAGAUUUGCCCAUUAGAAAGGUGCCAGGUAUUGGAAAAGUAACAGAGAAGAUGUUAAAAGCCCUUGGAAUUGUAACUUGCUCAGAACUUUACCAGCAGAGGGCGCUGCUUUCUCUUCUUUUUUCAGAAGUCUCUUGGCGUCAUUUCUUGGAUAUUUCCCUUGGCUUGGGCUCAACACAUUUGGAAAAGGAUGGAGAAAGAAAAAGUAUGAGCACUGAAAGAACAUUCAGUGAAAUAAACACAGCAGAAGACCAGUACAGUUUGUGUCGAGAGCUCUGCAGAGACCUUGCUCAAGACUUACAGAAAGAGGGACUUAAGGGUAAAACAGUUACAUUGAAGCUUAAGAAUGUGAACUUCGAAGUUAAAACAAGAGCUUCAACUGUGCUGUCUUCUGUUUCUACUGAGGAGGAAAUAUUUACUGUUGCUAAAGAUUUGUUAGCAACAGAAAUUGGUAGUGUUGCUCCUCACCCUCUACGGAUAAGACUUAUGGGUGUACGAGUAUCAGGAUUUCUAACAGAAGAAGAAAAGAAAUACCAACAAAAAAGCAUUACUAGUUUCUUAAAAUCAGGAAAAGAAAUUGGUUUCUUUAGGCUUCAGCCAGAGAAGUCCAACCAAGAGUAUUUCACAAAAAAUGCAGAAGCACCUCAUAGAAGGAGUUUUUUCGAUCAAAAGCGAGCAGCAAGACAGCUAAACAGUAAUGAUGAUAAAUCAUCAGCAAAUUUUGUGGAAGAAACAAAGAAAGUCACAGAUUUACCGAAUUCUAAUGUUUGUAAGAUCUUCACAUGUCCUGUGUGCUUUGAGAAGCAAAGCAGCAAUAAUUUGGAAGAACUUAAUAGACACAUUGAUGAGUGCCUCAGUGGGAUGUGUGUUAAAGAUACUAUGGAAAUAUCCAAGAACGACAGUUCAAGAAAAAAUACAUCUAACUUUCUUCCACAAUUUAAAAAUGAGUGGGUUGAUAAAUGUCAAAAAAAUGAAACAGAUCAAUUAUCAGGAACAGACCAGUCUGCAAGUGUAUCUGACAGCUCUACUGACAAUAGCACAGAAAAAUUUGGUCAGAUAAUACCUGAUAAAUCUCCCAGAGAACAACAGCCUAGCAAUCUCAGUGACAUUGCUAGAAAUGUGUGUAUGAAACAGUGUCUCUUCCCCAAACUAAUAUCACAAGACAGUGAAGACCAUUUUGACAAGACUGAAGAUACAGAAGGAAGUAGUUCAUCCUGUUUCUUUGAAGCCAAAGAAGACGGUGUUCUUGUUUGUCCAGUUUGUAAUUUGGAACAGAAAACCACUAAUCUUAUGUCAUUUAAUAGACAUGUUGAUGUCUGCUUAAAUAAAGGCCUUAUCCAGGAGCUGACAGAAAAAGAGGAUUUUCCUACUAAGACAUAUAAUAUGAAAAACUCAAACAGAGUUUUCUCUGGAGGUUUAAGCAAAGGACAGCCAUGCACAAAUCCAUCACAAGGAACAAAAAGGUCUGGACUAACAGCUUCACAGUCAGUAUCAAAAAAACCCAAGUCAAGCAAUUCCAAACAUACAAUCAAAAUGUUUUUUAAAUGACUGUGUAGCAAUGUGUUCUAUAUGAAGCAUUUCAUAGAGUUUUAUGACUGCAAGUUAAUUUAGCAUUGGCAGUAGGCUGGAUUCAGGUUCCUGUCAUUUUGGAACCAUUCCAUAUCUGUGUAAUAAGAACAUGAUGUCUGAGAUGGAAGAAGCGGUAAAAUGAAGGGUUUUUUCUUUUCUUUUUUUUGAAGAAUAAUACUUCUUUUCCCAAUUGUUUCUAAGAAUCAGAAUUUGCUAGCACUUUGAUUUAGCUCCCUAGAAUACACAUGAAUUAUUAGCUAGGGUGCUGCACUGUACUUGCUGAAGGCCAUCUUCUCACACCUGAACUUCUGUCUUCCCUAUUGUAAAAAUACAAUAGUGAGAUUAACUGUGUGAUAACAGAGUUGAGUUGCUGGAUUUCAGCUAAUGUCUGUCUUCAUAGUGGACACAAAAAUGUGUUAGUCUCGCAGUUACACAGGGUAAGAACAAGAACUUAGAGCACUAUGAAGCUCUUAUUGUUACUGAAAAUUACUAAAGUAAGAGUUGAUUGACCAGAUCUGAAGGACUCGUCGUGGUGAGAUGUGGGAGGCCAUGGGUCGGGCCUUGAAGUAGGAAUGCCCUGGGAAGAAACUCCUUUCUAGUUCAGGGUGA
Messenger RNA from Pyrgilauda ruficollis (rufous-necked snowfinch), 10186 nucleotides. RefSeq names its product DNA polymerase kappa (gene POLK). The record is from RefSeq and is a predicted model, not a curated record. Lineage: Eukaryota; Metazoa; Chordata; Aves; Passeriformes; Passeridae. Gene Ontology annotation, cellular component: nucleus. Gene Ontology annotation, biological process: error-prone translesion synthesis. The transcript is spliced from 16 exons. The coding region runs from base 6992 to 9556 and encodes 854 amino acids. Gene Ontology annotation, molecular function: damaged DNA binding; DNA-directed DNA polymerase activity.